CCAUACCAAUUUCACAUUGAAACAAAUUCUCUCAAUUACAGAAGAAUUUCGUAUAUAAGGGAAUUUUCUCUCUCCUUUCCCUUACGGAAUCGGAAAACCCAGGAAAAAGAAACCUUUUUCUUUUGUAAAUUUUCAUUAUAAACACCCCUAUAAAAGGUUUUAACAGCCUUUGUUAAUUUUUUGUUUCUUGGGUAAUUUAUAUUUUUGAAGAUUUUGAUUUCCUUUUCUUUUUUAGAACAAGUAAAAGAUGGGUACAGAAGUUUUGCGGCCACAAAAUUGUCUGAUUGACAGAUUCAGGGAACCUCAACCGUCGACGGUGUUCACUCGCCGGAAAAAUGGAAAUGGGUAUUAUAACAACUAUGGUUACCGGAAACCGGUUGUUAGAACGGAGAAAAAGAAGUUGAACAACAAGAUCCAGAAUCAUAAUCAAAAUCAAUCUGAGCCGUCGAUUUCGAAACCGGUUCAAAUCACCGGCAAAGUUACGCCUACGCAAGCGGACGGAGGAAUCGUUAUGGGUCAGGUAACGAUUUUGAGAAGGGGAGAGUCGUUGGAUUCUCUGAACCCCAAUAUACGGAAAGAGAAGAGCAAAAUGACGUCGAUUAAGAAGAAGAAAGCGGGUAGUGGUAGCGGUGAUGAGUUGACGGUAUACGGGACCGGAAGAUUGGGUCCGGAGCAACCCGAUAUGUUGCCCAAAAAUAUUCGGGUCGGGUUUACGCCGACCGACGUGUAUGCCGGAUCGGCGUUCUCGAAUUCGCCGUCGCCGAGAUCACUUCCUUUACCUUCUUUUUUCAACAUCAUCAACAACAACAACAAGAAGCAAAUAGAAAUCAAGCCGUUUGACGAUUCUGCUAGCAGAGAUUUACGGAGGUUGCUCCGACUCGAGUAGUGGAUCCGACCCGACCCGUUUCGACCCGCUUAUAAUCCUAAACUAGUUGUGGGAGGGACUAUAUAUAUGAUGAAUCCUCUUGCAAAUAUCUAAUUAGUCUUUAAGGUUUGACUUAUAUUACUAUAAAUCUUUAAAAUUCGCCACUAAAUUCUCAAAUUUUGGAAAUUUCAGGAUUCUCCAUGAAUUUUUUUUAUGCACGGAGAGCUGAAAAAACUGAAAUUUGAGAAACUUAGAUUAAGAAAGUGCGAAUAAUUUCUUGUUGUACCUUUUUUUUUUUAAAAUUUACUAUUACUAGGGUAUUUAUGCAAGUCCGGGGAUCAAGUAUGGAAGAGGUUAUUGUAUUCAUAUGGGAAGUAAAGGUGGAGGAGAUUCAAGAUAGGGCAGAGAUGAAUAUGUAUGUAGUAUGUUAAAUGUUGGUGUAUGGGUGAACGAUUCUGAUGAUGGAUGAUGAAUAUUGAAAUGCUUUGUAAAGCUUUUUAUUUUGGAUGUUAAUGAUUAGUAAUCAGAAAAAGCAUGAUCUUAGACUAUA
Molecule: messenger RNA, 1415 nt
Organism: Capsicum annuum
Lineage: Eukaryota; Viridiplantae; Streptophyta; Magnoliopsida; Solanales; Solanaceae
Exons: 1
Coding region: 248-886 (212 amino acids)
Source: RefSeq, a predicted model, not a curated record